CCUCCCACAUCAAAAAAGAAAAAACCAGCGAAAUCAAACCCUUCGUUUUGCUUUGACAAACCAAUACCACAAUACCCAAUAGCACCAAGCGGCAAGCUCGACUUUAUUGCAUGGGGCUUUCACAGUUGAGUUCAGCUCCACCAUCCUCAUCUUUUCCUACGCAUACUUUUAUCCUUCUCUUGUGGUGUGGCUUCUUAGUCACCUCUGUGCUUGGUGGGAAUAAUGAGACGGACCGGUUGGCGUUGCUUGAGUUCAAAGCCAAAAUCACUCAUGAUCCUCUUCAAGUUAUGAGCUCUUGGAAUGACAGCUUCCACUUUUGUCAAUGGCGAGGCGUCAUCUGUGGUCGCCGACAUCAGAGGGUGACUGUGUUGGACCUAGAAUCUUCGAAACUGGUAGGCUUCAUAUCACCAUAUAUUGGAAAUUUAAGUUUUUUGAGGAAUCUAACCCUCCAAAACAACAAUUUUCAAAAUGAAAUCCCUCCAGAAUUAGGUCGUUUGCGCAGACUGCAGUUCUUAUUGUUAUCUAAUAACACAUUUAGUGGCAAAAUUCCAAGCACUAUAUCUAGUUCCUCUAACCUUGAAAUCCUUGAUGUCAGUAACAACCUUUUGAUCGGAGAAAUCCCUACAAUGCUUGGCACCUUGUCAAAGCUUCAAGUUUUUGCUAUUAGCAAAAAUAGUAUGACAGGAAUUAUCCCACCUUCUUUUGGAAACUUUUCUUUUCUAAAAGCAUUUGCUGUAUCAGGUAAUAACUUGCGUGGGAUUAUCCCAGAUUCUUUUGGCCAAUUGACCAAGAUUCAAAAACUUUUACUUGGUGCAAAUAGGUUCUUUGGAAAAAUUCCUCCCUCAAUCUUCAAUUUGUCAUCAUUAAAAUUGUUUGAUGUAGGAUUAAACCAAAUCCAAGGACGUCUUCCAUCAGACAUAGGUAUCACACUACCAAAUAUUGAAAUAUUAAGCAUUUUCAAUAACCAGUUUAUUGGACCUAUCCCAGUUUCAAUUUCUAAUGUCUCAAAUCUAGAUAUACUUCAAUUGGAUGGGAAUAAACUAAGUGGAAAAGUUCCUUCUUUGGAGAAUCAAAAUAGAUUUUCAUGGUUUAGUGCUACCAAUAACAAUCUUGGAACUGGAGGGGCAAAUGACUUGAAUUUUAUCUGUUCUUUUACAAAUACCACCUAUCUAACCGUGUUGGCUUUAAAUAUCAAUAAAUUUGGGGGAGAAUUGCCCAAAUGCAUUGGCAAUUUGUCAACUACCCUUAACUGGUUGCUUCUAGAAACUAAUAAAAUAUCUGGAAGUAUUCCUACUGAAAUAGGAAAUUUGAUCAGGUUGGAGAGACUUGAUAUAUGGCAGAACAAAUUAUCAGGUAAUAUUCCCUUUGAAAUUGGAAAGCUUCAAAUGCUACAAAUUUUGGUAUUAAAUGAAAACAAUCUCUCUGGGAACAUUCCAUUUUCUGUUGGAAAUUUAACCAUCUUGACAGACUUGUAUUUAUUCAAGAAUAAUCUUCAAGGCAACAUCCCUCUAAGUCUAGCCAAGUGCCGAAAUUUGGUUCAUUUGCAUCUUGCUAAUAACAAUCUCAAUGGUUCAAUAUCCUCACAAGUCAUUGGUCUUUCAUUCUCACCAAUUAGUCUAGAUUUGUCUGCCAACAAAUUUACUGGUGUCCUUCCCAUGGAAUUUGGAAAUUUCAAAAAUUUAGAAUAUUUGGAUAUUUCUGAAAACAUGUUGUUUGGUAAAAUUCCAGAAAGUUUGGGGAGUUCCGUAAAGUUGGAAUUUCUAGCCAUGAGAAGAAACCACUUCCAAGGGAUUAUUCCACCAUCUUUGGCAUCAUUAAGAGGCCUUCGAUCUCUAGAUCUUUCUAACAAUAAUUUUUCUGGAAAAAUUCCAAAAUUUUUGGAGGACUUUGUCUUUCUGAAAUUUUUGAAUCUAUCAUACAAUCAUUUUGAUGGUGAGGUACCAACAAAAGGAGUUUUCAAGAACAUGAGUGCAACUUCAAUUAGGAAAAAUGGUAAGCUUUGUGGGGGCAUACCUAAGUUUCAGCUUCCUAAAUGUAAAUAUGAAAAAUCCAAAAAGAGAAAGUUGACCUUUACCUUCAAAUUAAUGAUCUCUAUAUUUUCUGGGCUUAUUGGUGUAUGUUUACUCCUGUCACUUCUACUUCUCUUUUGUUUAAGAAAGAAAAGAAAAGAAAAUAUCUCAAGUGACUCAGGAAAUUUUCUUUUGAAUCUCUCAUACCAAAGUCUCCUAAAGGCAACCGAUGGGUUCUCUUCUACCAAUUUAAUUGGUGUGGGUAGCUUUGGGUCCGUGUAUAAAGGAAUUCUUGAUGAAGGUAGACAGACAGUUGCUGUUAAGGUUCUCAACCUUUCGCAUCGUGGAGCUUCCAAAAGUUUCAAAAUAGAAUGUGAGGCUUUACGAAAUAUUAGACAUCGAAAUCUUGUAAAGGUCCUCACAUCAUGUUCUAGUAUUGACUAUCAAGGCCAUGAUUUUAAGGCUUUGGUAAUGGAGUUCAUGGGAAACGGAAACCUAGAUGAAUGGCUACAUCCAACUCCAAGAAUAAAUGAGACUCUUGAGAAACCAAGAAGUUUGAGUCUUCUUCAAAGGUUGAAUAUUGCCAUUGAUGUUGCCAAUGCAUUGGAUUAUCUUCAUCAUCAUUGCCAAACACCAAUUGUUCAUUGUGAUCUCAAGCCUAGCAAUGUCCUUAUUGAUGAUGAAAUGAUUGGACACGUAGGUGACUUUGGCUUGGCAAGAUUCCUUUUUAAUGCUACCCAAGAUUCUUCUAUUAACCAAUCAAGCUCAAUUGGAGUAAGAGGAACAGUUGGUUAUACUCCUCCAGAGUAUGGAGUCGGAAACGAGGUGUCAAUAUAUGGCGAUGUAUAUAGUUAUGGCAUAUUAUUGUUAGAGAUGUUCACGGGAAAAAAGCCAACUGAUAACAUUUUUCAUGAUAACUUAAACCUUCAUGAUUUUGUCAAAGCAGUCCUACCGGAACGAGUAAUUGACAUUAUAGAUCCUAUCCUUCUUUGGGAAGGAGAAGGAGAGAAUAGAGUGAAUGACAUUACUUACAAUGAGAGCCAAAAUGGAAGUCCGAAGAGUCUAGAAUGCUUGAUUUUUAUACUUGAAAUUGGAGUUGCUUGUUCUGUUGAAUUUCCAAGAGAAAGGAUGAACAUGGGUGCUGUGAUAAUUGAGCUACACUCAAUUCGAAAAAAAUUUCUUGGAACUAAUAUACACAGACAAAGGUUUCAAGCUACAGGUGAACAAGGAUGAUGACUUAUUAUCAAUGUCGUCCACAAGGUUGUCGAAGUUUAUGAUACACAGCAUUGGGGCAACUUAUCAAUCUUGUAUCUCGUAGCGGUCAUGUUGUUUUUGUUUUUUUUCCCUUCGAUAUCAAGCUUGUAAAAUUUUCUUCAUUAAUUAAAUUUGAGUAAUAUGUAUCAAGCUUGUUUAUGAUAUACUGCUUUAAUGUACUAUUGAAUAAUAUGUAUUUCAAAAGCUAUUCAUAAUAAGGAUCCUGUAGAA
This is a messenger RNA of Quercus robur (English oak), 3494 nucleotides long. Its product is annotated as probable LRR receptor-like serine/threonine-protein kinase At3g47570. Bases 111 to 3242 code for a protein of 1043 amino acids. NCBI's taxonomy places the organism in Eukaryota, Viridiplantae, Streptophyta, Magnoliopsida, Fagales, Fagaceae. The transcript is spliced from 3 exons. Gene Ontology annotation, molecular function: ATP binding; protein binding; protein kinase activity. The record is from RefSeq and is a predicted model, not a curated record. Gene Ontology annotation, biological process: protein phosphorylation.